UCACCUUGUCACAUACAACUGCGCACCAUGCGUCGACGUUCCUUCUCUUGUUCGCUCGUCGCCUUCCAAGCUUUAUGUCCCUGCAUUCUCUCCCAGCAGCUCGUGUAGCCGCGUCCUUUCUUUACUUCUCAAAAUGUCGAAGACCGUCGCUUAUCAUGCGCGCCUUCACUACAGUCUUUGCGACAUUUAUUCUCCCCUGCAUGGUGCUUGGACAGCUGGCCAAUAGCGACGGCUAUGCUGGCUACAAGCUCAACGUCCGUGAGGACGGCGAUCCUCUUGCUGUCUUGUACGAGACCGAGAACGCAACACCAAACGUCUCCGCCUUACCGUGGUCGUGCGCCCGAUGAGCCAGUUCAGCCGAUGAGCCACCCCAACGAGAUAUUAACAAUAGAAAAAUGAAGCUGUAGAGCCACACCUAAAAGAUGUUAUUGCGAGAAAUGUUAACAUGUUUUACA
This is a messenger RNA of Didymella exigua CBS 183.55, 455 nucleotides long. RefSeq lists its product as uncharacterized. The transcript has a single exon. The coding region runs from base 75 to 347 and encodes 90 amino acids. Lineage: Eukaryota; Fungi; Ascomycota; Dothideomycetes; Pleosporales; Didymellaceae. The record is from RefSeq and is a predicted model, not a curated record.